AAUCUUUCACGCCGGUGACAUAAUUAAUCCCCCCGUCUUUCACGUUUCUUAUACUUAUUUUAUGCUUGGGUUCUGGCUGUUUCUUUUUCUUCAUCAGCUUUCCGUGUCAUUUCGCAGGCAGCUUCAGUGAUAGUACAAUUGGCCCCACUGCAGCUACCGCUCCGCACCUCCAUCCCCUCCCUUUUAAUUGCAUCCGUUCGUGAACAAGAUUCAGCCCUUAAUUGGUUGAUUGCACAGCUAAUUAAUUAACUCAAUCGUGAUGGGGUUCGUGAAGUUCCUCAAGUUUCUGAAGCUCAAGGUGAGGUGCAAAAGAGUCGCCGACAGAGUUGCUUCUGUUGAUCAUGAGGAAGAUGCGGGAGAUGCUCGCAAGCAGAUAUGUAAGGGGAUGCCGAUGUUAUUCUCUUGGGAUGAUAUUGAGAGGUGCACCAUGGAUUUCUCUCUCGUCAUUGGAUAUGGAGGCUUCAGCACUGUUUAUCUUGCUCAGUUCCCGGAUUCAUCGUCGGCCGCCGUCAAGAUUCAGUGCAGCAGCGAGCGUCUUAAUGAAGCCUACAAGCAGGAACUGGAGAUCCUGCUCCAUGUCCACCACCCUAAUAUUGUCAAGCUGCUUGGUCAUUGUGAUGAUCGAGACGAAGGCGUACUGGUAAUGGAGUAUGUGCCGAAUGGAAAUUUGCAAGAGAAACUGCACGGCUCAAAUACGCUUCUUCCAUGGAAGAAACGCAUGGCCAUAGCAUUCCAAUUGGCUCAGGCCAUAGAGUAUCUCCACGACAAAUGCGGCCUGCAAAUUGUCCACGGAGACAUCAAAGCUUCAAAUAUAUUGCUGGACGAGCAGCUGAAUUGCAAGCUAUGCGAUUUUGGGUCUGCAAAGAUGGGAUUUUCUUCGUUAGUACUACAGCCAUCAAGUCCCACGGCGAGGAGAAAUCGGAUAAUGAUGCUGGGCUCUCCAGGCUACACGGAUCCUCACUAUUUGAGAACCGGGCUCGCCACCAAAAAGAAUGAUGUUUACAGCUUCGGUGUGAUAGUCUUGGAACUUAUAACUGGAAUGGAAGCCUUUAACCCGUCGAGCGGGGAGAGACUGACAACUAAGGUUGAACUGCUACUGCGGAACUUGGAGAAAGUUGGGGAAAUAGUGGAUCCACGUCUCCGUGGGGAUUUUGACUUGGAAGAAGCCAAAGCCAUGGCAUCCCUCUCGGCUAUGUGCCUUUGUGACAUCCCCAGCCUUCGGCCUUGUGCGUCUGACAUCUUGGCUACCAUGCGAAACAAAAUUCCCUCCGUGUGCUAGAAAAAUCUGGUUCUGUUCAACCAGCUUCGAUCGUGUCGAUGACUCCUGGAUUGCUGUACGUAGUUAGGCAGCUCGUGGACACUGUGUAAAUUCAGUCCCGGCAUAUUUACAACGCAUGCGAUCAACCGCGCAAAUAUACAUGAAAUAUAUAUACAUUUUCUUUUGUCUUCAACACUUCAUACUUUUUCUUUAAUUGAAAUAUCAAGGCACAUCAUGAAGAUACAAGCUCG
Sesamum indicum (sesame) is the source of this 1509-nucleotide messenger RNA. Its product is annotated as putative receptor-like protein kinase At1g33260. Gene Ontology annotation, molecular function: protein kinase activity; ATP binding. Gene Ontology annotation, cellular component: plasma membrane. The record is from RefSeq and is a predicted model, not a curated record. Gene Ontology annotation, biological process: protein phosphorylation. NCBI's taxonomy places the organism in Eukaryota, Viridiplantae, Streptophyta, Magnoliopsida, Lamiales, Pedaliaceae.